AUGUCCGCCGCCGUCUUUGAGUACCUUGGCAACACGGGAGACCGUGAUAAGGUGAUGGCCAUCGUGCAGUUCCUCCCCAUGGCCCUCGCUGGCCCUGCUAACGAUGCCGGUUGCAUCGCUCUCAGCAAGUCUCUGAAGAGCCUCUCGUCCAUGGCGGACGGCUACCGUGCCAUCACGCGUCUCGCCCUUCUCUUCAACGCGCUGUCAAAGCCAACGCUGGAGGCACUCUCCAAGCCUAAGGGUGACGUACUACUCGACCGUGUGGACCAGCUGAGCCACUUCUUCCACGUGUGCUUCUGCUUCUUCGAGAACACGGCAGUGCUGUCCAGCCACAACGUGUACCCGAACCGCUUUGUCCGCCUCGGUGGCUGCGCUGUGACCUGCUGGUUCUACACACUGAUGCUCGGUCUGAUGCGCCAGGCGUACGUCAUGACGCAAAAGAAGAACACACCGGAGGAACAGAAGCGGCAGAUGAUCACCACCGUGAAGCUAGGCUGCUUCUUGAUCUUCUCGCUGACGUGCUUCCCGAAGGGUGGCCCACAGCUACUGGAGGACGUGAACGGCCCGCUGGUGCCGCUGCACAAGACGCUGCAGCUCAUCGCGCCGAAGCAUCUCGCGCUGAACGAAACGAUCCGUGGUGUGCUUGGCUUCAUCGCGUCCAUGUGUGAUUUCUACUGA
Messenger RNA from Leishmania mexicana MHOM/GT/2001/U1103, 678 nucleotides. Its product is annotated as glycosomal membrane protein. Bases 1 to 678 code for a protein of 225 amino acids. Lineage: Eukaryota; Euglenozoa; Kinetoplastea; Trypanosomatida; Trypanosomatidae. Gene Ontology annotation, biological process: peroxisome fission. The record is from RefSeq and is a predicted model, not a curated record. The transcript has a single exon. Gene Ontology annotation, cellular component: peroxisomal membrane.